GUCAUGUGAUAACACAAGCUCCUCCCACUGCAUACUUAAGGCCCGCAGUCAUUGAGAUCCGCAGUUCAACACGACGGGCAUAUUGUCAGGCUGGGAACUAUCAGGUUGUAACUAUGCCGAAAAGGGAACGUGUUAAACCUGGCAAAUGGCACGUGUCUGAAACUCCAGAGGGAAGGAUUCAAGAUUGGUUGACGGCAUGGGACAAGGGCCAUUGGGAUUUCGUCUACCUGAAACCUAGCCCGAAUCUGGUGAAAUACUUUGAUAAAGUUACUGAGGGACGGAAAGGUCUGAAAAUACUCGUGCCCCACUGUGCCACGACCUAUGACCUCAUCUGGUUAUGUGAGCAAGGGCACAGUGUGGUUGGCACUGAUCUGGCCGAGAGCGCCGCACAGCGGAUCUUCAAACAGUACAAGAAGAAACCAGUUAUUGAAGACGUCCCGAGUAUCGCCGGAAAACUUUACAAGAAUGACACUGGUACCUUCAAAUUUUACGUGGGCAAUUUCUUUCUGUUUAACGAGGAUUUGGAAGGAACGUUCGACUUCAUCUGGGACUCGAAGGCCAUGUGCGCUGUUGAUGUUCGAGACAGACCCGACUACUUGAAAGUCAUCCGACGGGUGAUGGGACCAAAGGGUACGAUGAUGCUGGAGUUUCCUAAGAACAUUUUUCCAGGUGCACCCUAUCAUUUCACUGAGGAACAGUUGAAAGAUAUUUACGGCGACAUCUGCGAUGUGGAAUACCAAGACGAAUACGACUUCGACCCAAGAAAGGUCUACCACGGGGAUGUGGACGAAGAAGGACAACCACUGAAGGAGGAAGUGGGGAAGGAAGAGGCCAGUCAGUCUGACGAAGAGGCGUUAGCUGUGAUUGUUCUACAGAAUUAUUUUCUGAAGAAGAGGGAGUAAUGUAUGUCUUCUCCUGACUGUGGCCUGUAAGCAACUCUCACAGAGCUCACGAGUCAGGGUGCAGUCAAUUCUGUAGACAUGGGGAAUAUUGAGCUU
Messenger RNA from Haliotis rufescens (red abalone), 998 nucleotides. RefSeq names its product thiopurine S-methyltransferase-like. Lineage: Eukaryota; Metazoa; Mollusca; Gastropoda; Lepetellida; Haliotidae. Gene Ontology annotation, molecular function: thiopurine S-methyltransferase activity. The transcript has 9 exons. The record is from RefSeq and is a predicted model, not a curated record. The coding region runs from base 114 to 902 and encodes 262 amino acids.